CGGAAGAAGAAGGAGAAGAAGAAGAAAGAAGAAGAUGGCGCAAGCGGCGAGGCUGAGCCUGCGGAUGCAGAAGGAGCUGAAGCUCCUCCUCGCCGACCCUCCUCCCCUCGCCUCCUUCCCCUCCCUCUCCCCUUCCUCCGACCUCCCUUCCCUCUCCACCAUCCUCGCCCAAAUCGAAGGCCCCGAAGAGUCCGUGUACGCCGGCGGCGUCUUCAAGCUCAGGAUCCAGAUUCCCGAACGCUACCCGUUUCAGCCGCCGAGCGUGACGUUCCAGACGCCGAUUUACCACCCCAACAUCGACAACGGCGGCAGGAUUUGCCUCGACAUCCUCAACCUCCCGCCCAAAGGGGCAUGGCAACCAUCGCUGAACAUUUCAACUGUAUUAACAAGUAUUGGGUUGUUACUCAGUGAGCCAAAUCCGGAUGAUGGUCUUAUGUGCGAAGCGAGCAGGGAGUAUAAGUAUAACAGACAAGCUUUUGAUGAGAAGGCGAGAUACAUGACUCAGAAAUAUGCCAAGGCUGGAGCUAGUGGAAGCACAUGUGACAAUCCAUGCGCAGAACUAAAUUCCAGUCCAAGCUUGAUGGAAGGUGACUAUAGUAUGAAGGAAACUCAUGAUAGAGUCAAUGAAUUUGAAACUGUUAAAAAGAAUGUAGGUGGAUUCACUCGGAAACUUUCACUGAUAUGCUCAAGCUCAAGCCAGAGAAAAGAUGGUGAUGGGGAUGUGAAUGAUAAGUGUAAUCCCUCGGAGUCUGUAUCUAAUAAUGAGAAAUGUUUGGAUGUUGACAAAGCAAGAGAUGAGCAAGGUGUCCGAGAAGGAAGCAAUUACAAAACUCCAGAUGGAAUGGCCCAGAACUCAUCAUUAGCAUUACGAGAAGAUGUAUCCCAGGACAAUCACAGCCAUGACAAGGUGGCUGUGGUGCCUUGCUACCAGUCAUUAAGCCCUCAUUCUCUUCUUAGGACUUCAGAUCCUUUUUUGGUGCAGUCUCAGAAGCAUCUAGAUCAAUCUAGUACUUCAGAAAAGGAGAUUGUGGAUUGUACUUCGGAGAAAUCAUUUAGUGAGCAAUUGCAUCCGUCCACAGCUUCAGGUUUGUGCCAGUUAUUCAGUGGUGUUGAAGCAGAGAUGCUCAAGAUGCCUCAGUCAUUGCCCUCAAAUGUUCUUGAUAAUUCAUCAAAAAGUUCUACAGAAAUGCCUCAAAAUGGUAGGCAAACUGUAGUGGAGUCACAGAAUGAUUUGAGUGGCAAUAAAUGUGAUGGCUCUGCCGGUAUGAAGCGUAAGAAGCUGUGUCUUGGUGGGAGGCAGCACUCUCUCGGACUCAAGGGCUUAUACCAGAAAGGAGACACAGAAUUUAAGGAGAAUCUUGGUCCAGCUGACAAAGUAGAGCAUUCAGGACCGCUUGACCCUUCUAUGAAAAGGGCAGCAGGACAGAAGUCAUCCUCAGGUCCUCUGACUCAACUGCAAGAGAGUGACAAGCGCAACAGUCAGUUCUCUUGCUCUAUGGCUGUCUCCAGAGAUUGUUUUGACUCAAAGCUUGUGAAGCCAGACUAUGGUCAAAGAAUGAAGCGGUUCGAUCGAGAUCGAAAUGUGAAAUAUGCCGAGGAAAUUACGGAGAAGGGGCUGAAGGAGUUGCCCACACCAGAUUCAGUGAUAGUGUUGGAUAGCGAUGAUAGCGAGGAUGAAGGGAAAUCAUCAUUGAUGGCUAAAUCAGUGUUAGCACGAAAGCGCAUCACCAAUGCUAAAUUCAGGGCAUAGCAAGCUGCCUGGUUCUUAUGAAGCACAAUGUCCUGUCGUUGUUUGUUGUGUUCUGAUAGUAGUUUGGAAAGUUUUGACAGGCUAAGAGGCCGCUGCACUGCAUAGACUUCAAAGGAUUUAAGGCUUAGCACAGAAGAGGCACAAAAAGGAGAAAUUAUGCAUAAAUAUGUUGGAACAGAGUCUGUAAAUGCUAUUUGCACCUUCUCUGUUGCUAGUUUCUAAUUCAGAAUAGUUCUCAUCCACUGUCAGUGUCAAAUUGUUGCAUGCUAAUCGUGGAUUAACCUGAUACCAAAGACAAUGAUAUCGAAAUUGGCAA
Molecule: messenger RNA, 2066 nt
Organism: Eucalyptus grandis
Lineage: Eukaryota; Viridiplantae; Streptophyta; Magnoliopsida; Myrtales; Myrtaceae
Exons: 6
Coding region: 35-1750 (571 amino acids)
Biological process (GO): protein polyubiquitination; DNA damage response
Cellular component (GO): nucleus
Molecular function (GO): ubiquitin conjugating enzyme activity
Source: RefSeq, a predicted model, not a curated record